AUGCCUUUCAAAAUCCUUAUUACAGGCGCCGGAAUCUCCGGGCUUGCACUAGCACACAGUCUCUCCCGAGUCAACCACAACUACGAAAUCACCGUCAUCGAAAAGUCUCCCACUCUCCGCGCAACAGGCCUCCAAAUCGACCUCCGCGGCCCGGGCAUCGACGUCCUCCACCGAAUGGGACUAGAAAAGUCCUUUCGCAAAGUCUCCGUGCCAGAACAAGGGCUGCGACUUGUUGAUCGCAAGGGUAGAUCGUGGGGAUUCUUUGGAGCGAAUCGCUCAGGUCAAGGGUUGCAGAGCUUCACGACUGAUUGGGAGAUUAUGAGGGGGGAUUUUUGUCGGUUGUUGUAUGAAGCUUGUGAAGGGAGACCUGGGGUAAGGUUUGUCUUUGGGGUACAUGCUGUGGAGGUCAGACACAUCGAGGACGAGGAGGUCGAGGUCACAUUUUCGGAUGGAAAGGUUGAGCGGUUCUAUAUCGUUGUCGGAGCUGAUGGUCUGUGGUCAAAGAUGCGGAAGUUGACAAUGGGUGGUGAGAGUGGGGAAGCCAAUCCGGGGUAUCAUCCCAUUGGUGUUCUAGCAACUUAUGGAACAAUUCGUCAAGAUAUGCGCGAGGGAGACGGCUAUUACGCUACGGCAUUCAUGGCUCCUGGUAAUCGAGGGAUUAUGACGCGCCGCCACGAGCAAGACCGGUACCAGGCGUAUGCCUUUUGCAAAUUGGACGAGGCUGCCUUGAAGGAUACAAGGCGAGGUGAUGUCGACGGCGAGAAGCGAGGAUUAGUCGCAGUCUUCCAAGGUGCAGGUUGGGAGUCGGAACAGAUUAUUCGAGCUCUUGUGGACUCUGAAGAUCUCUAUACCGAACGAAUGGGCGUGGUCAAGUUGGAUGUAUGGUCUCGCAGCCGUUGUGUUCUUGUCGGCGAUGCUGCCUACUGUCCAUCAGCUAUGACAGGCAUGGGUACCACUUGUGGACUCGUCGGUGGGUAUGUCCUGGCUGGUGAAAUCGCGAGGUAUUGCGCAGGAUCCAGAGUGUCGAAAGAAAGCAUCACGAACGCUUUCAAGUCAUACGAGGAGAAGCUCAGACCAUGGAUUGAGCAGGUGCAAAAGGGUCUGACGGACAGCGAGAACUAUAUGGACAAGUUCCCUAGUUCGUCCGCCGGGAUCGCUGUGAUCUACUGGCUGUUUUGGAUAGCCUCGCUGUUGAGGUUGGAUAUUGUCGCUCGCUGGGUUCUGCGCGAGAACACCAACGGCUGGACUCUCCCGUCGUAUCCAGAACAGGACAGAGUGAGGAAGGACUGA
Molecule: messenger RNA, 1290 nt
Organism: Aspergillus calidoustus
Lineage: Eukaryota; Fungi; Ascomycota; Eurotiomycetes; Eurotiales; Aspergillaceae
Source: the annotation of a GenBank genome assembly